GUGAGAAUGGAAAAUAAUGAAGUCAUUCUAUUAAAUGUCGGUGGUUUUAUUUAUUACACCACAAGGGCAACCCUUGUCAAGUAUCCAAAUUCAACGUUGGGAUUGAUGAUGAAUGGAGAUACCCCAAUCAGUAGAGAUCAAAAUGGGAUAUUCAUUGACCGAGACGGACAAAUGUUUAGAUACAUACUGAAUUUUUGUAGGUCUGGAAAACUUUGCCUACCACAACAAUUUUCUGAUUAUGAUUUACUGGAAAAUGAGGCCGAAUUUUACCAAAUUGAACCCUUGGUAACUAGUAUCAAAUCUUCCCGACAACAAGCAAUGAAAGAAAACCAAGGAUUCAAUUAUAUAGAAAUCGUGGAAGAGAAAUCUUAUUCAAUUCCACAGUCUAGAAACUUUGUAGUUUCUUCCAAAAAUGCUUUUCCAAGUACGUGUAGUACUUCCGUAUAUGGGAGGAUUGAUGAUCUAACAGCAUUGCCUCCAGAAUGUGUUUAUAUAUCUGGAGAUUUGCAAACGGACCUUGUCUCAAAUUACGGUAAACUGACAAUCGAAAAAGGUGAUGUGAGAUUACAGAUAGGCGAGUUUCUCAGCAAACGAGGAUGGGUUAAAGAAUACGGUGAUUCAUAUUCAUCAACAAACGUCAGACCAACAAACGAAAUUGUCAAGGAACAAACCUACAGGGAUGUUUGGAAAAUAUGCAAGAAAAAAUGAUUAAAUAUACAUGUAUAUGAGGGGGACUACUAAAAAAUCACAUAUUUUCGAGGGGUCAAUUUUUUGUUGUUUUAAUAAAAUAAAAUUGGGGAUUUUAUUUCGUGGUUAAAGAUUUGUUCAGUAGUAAUAUAUGUGAAAAAUUGUAUUUCGUUGUGGAUAUAAAUUCGUGGGUCUCUUCAUACCUUGAAAAUCACGAAAACUACACCCCCACAAAAAUUAGUGAUUUCACAGUAUAAUUCAGGAAUAAUUCUAAUUAUUAUUAAAUAAAAUAUCACAUGUACGGGAAGACAUCAAUAAGAUGACUAAUAAAUUAAUGUGUAAAAGUGUUUAAUUUUAAAUAAACUUUUUACAAAUAA
Saccostrea cuccullata (small rock oyster) is the source of this 1064-nucleotide messenger RNA. RefSeq names its product BTB/POZ domain-containing protein KCTD6-like. The record is from RefSeq and is a predicted model, not a curated record. Gene Ontology annotation, molecular function: protein binding. NCBI's taxonomy places the organism in Eukaryota, Metazoa, Mollusca, Bivalvia, Ostreida, Ostreidae. The transcript has a single exon. Gene Ontology annotation, biological process: protein homooligomerization. Bases 7 to 708 code for a protein of 233 amino acids.